UCAAGCUUCAAGCUCAAAACACCACAAGAAGAGGAGUCUAAGCAGUACUUGCAUUGGUAUUAUUUGAGGAUGGCUCAAGAAUGGAUCCUUCUGUUAUGUUUGGGCUUCCUGGGGUCUGGACUCAGCCAGAAUCCACCGUGGUUCAAGAACAUCUCAACAAGCCUUUUCAAAUCCCCCGGAGAUAUUCUGUUAGGAGGACUUUUCCCCAUUAAUGAAAUCACCAGCAACUUGAGCAAACAUGUAAAGCCUGAUGAUAUUGAGUGUAACAGGGUCAACACAUAUGGUCUGUCUAUGUCAUUGGUCAUGAAGUACUCUGUGGAUAAGAUCAAUGCUGAACCAGAUCUUCUCCCUGGAAUCACACUAGGCUUUGAGAACUUCGACACCUGCAUGCAGCCAGCCGUCGUCAUGAAGCCUGUCCUCCAGUUUCUCACAAAGGAAACAUCAGAUGUAAUGGAGAUCUCCUGUAACUACACCGACUACAAGCCUCGUGUUAUAGCUAUCAUUGGACCAAACAACUCUGACUUGGUCCCGCACAUUGGCAAGCUCAUUGGGUUUUUCUUGAUGCCACUGAUUAGCUAUGGUGCCACCAGCGACGUGUUCAGUGACAAAGAGUCGUAUCCUUCCUUCAUGCGUACUGUGGCCAGUGACCGUUGGCAAGUUAUCGCAAUGGUGCAGCUGCUGAAAGAGUUUAGGUGGAACUGGGUGGCAGUGGUCGGUAGUGAUGACGAAUACGGUCAGAAGGGCCAGCAGCAGUUCUCCAGUAUGGCCAAUGAGGCAUCCAUCUGCGUGGCAUAUCAAGCUCUGAUUCCUGUAUACAAUGACCCAAAGCCAGUGUUGAGAGAUAUACUUGAUCAUAUUGAUGAUGCUAAAGUGGGAGUGGUGGUGGUCUUCUCUGUCCCCAAUCUGGCUAAAGAAUUUUUUAUAGAGGUAAUCAAAAGAAAUAUGACAGCGGUUUGGGUGGCGAGCACAGCAUGGGGUCUGAAUGAAGAUAUAUUCAACCUGCCUGGCAUUAGUUCUAUUGGCACAGUGCUGGCGUUUGCUGACAUCACCAAAACUAUCAAUCUGUUCACUCCCUAUGUCCUUGAGCUCUUCACCAAAAUAGAGGCAGAGAGACCAUUACUCUUCACCCAGCAGCCAGAUGCACAACCCUCCCCUCUGGACAACCCUUGCCCAAGAUGCAGCAACCUCACCUCAGUCAACGUGAGCAUGGUCAUGACAAACCUUGUGCAGAGGUCAGCUUUCAAAGUGCAUUCUGCCAUCUACUGUGUUGCACAGGCACUGCAUGACUUGCUUGGAUGCAAUGCCAAGAGUUGUGCUUUAAAUCCCAAAACGGACAAAUUCUAUCCAUGGCAGCUGUUAAAAAAACUCAAAAAUGUUUCCAUAAAUGUAGAGGGGAUAAAUUUCACGUUUGAUAAAGAGGGUAAUCCAAACUUCGGCUACGAUAUGAUGCAGUGGAUCUUUAAUGGCACUAGUGUGAAUUUUAAUGGAAUUGGAUCCUUUUAUCAGAACCUCAAGAUUAAUAAAGAUGAGAUAAAAUGGCACACUGCGAAUUCUAAGGUACCAAUGUCCACUUGCUCCUCAAACUGCGAGACAGGACAGGUGCGCAGAGUCAAAGGCUAUCACUCCUGCUGUUUUGACUGCAUUGACUGCAAAGAGGGAACAUACCUGAACAAAUCAGAUGACAUCCAGUGUACACAAUGUCCUACCGGCCAGUGGUCCAUUCUACGAAGCACAAGCUGCGUCUAUCCCAUCUAUAUUUUCUUGGACUGGACCAAUAAUGAGUCAAUAGCACUCAUUCUGGGAGGAAUUUUGUUGCUUGCAUCACAUGCAUGGGUAGGGUUUCAUUUCUUUAGGCACAGAGGAACUCCAUUGGUGAAAAUGGCAGGUGGAUCGCUGAGUGGCCUGGCCCUGUUGUGCCUAGUGGGACAAUGUAUAAGCCUACUGCUGUUCCUAGGUCAGCCGGGUGACAUUGUGUGCCGUCUGCAGCAGCCAUUAAAUACUUUCUUUCCCACCGUGACCCUCUCGGUCAUUCUGACCGUUUCCCUUCAGAUUGUCUGUGUCACAGAGUUCCCAGAAAAAUCAACAGAACACCUGAAGAACCUGCGAGGACGAGUGAGCUGGUUUGUGGUUCUGGGUUGUUGUGGGGCCCAAGCAGGACUGUGCGGCUGGUACGUCCAAGAAGGUCCCUCCCUAACCCAAUAUGUCUCCAAACUGGAGGUGGUCUAUGUGAGAAGUUUUCUACGCUGCCCGGUGGAGCCGGUGUUGAACUUUGGCUUGAUGCUUGGUUUCAAUGUACUUCUGUCACUUGUAUCAUUCAUGUCUACCUUCAUGGCUCUAAAGCCAGUCGGACAGUACAACCUGGCCAGGGAUAUAACCAUCUCCACCUUGACUUACUGUGUAAUGUGGGUGAUGUUCAUCCCCAUCUACACAAGUCUGGAUGAUAAAUUUAAAUCUAUUGCUCAAGUUGCGGUCAGUAUAGCUAGUAAUAUGGUGCUGGUAGCUAAUUAUUUUCUCCCUAAAUGCCUUCUAUUAAUCAAACGCCCAGAGCUCAACACAGAUGAUCACUUUCGUAUAUUUUUAGAAGGAGUCCCACCUACGCCACCUGAAUAAAGCCAGGAAAAACUGCUACAUUUAUUUUUACUAAAUAUUUAUUAUUAUUACACAGAUCUCUGAAUUAUUCAUGAUUGGCCAAUUGUGGCAUUCUGUGGUCAAAUAUUUUGUAUAAUUACCACUAAACCAUGCAAUUAUGCUAAUUUCAUGUCUUUCUUGUCACGUAAUAUAAUUUUUUUACUUUUAGUUAUAUAUGUAGCCCUGCAAUAAGUGGAAUAAUGACUGACUGACUGUACUUUAUAGCUUACUUAUUAUUAAUAGUAACAAUAAUAAAUGUGUAGACCUUAUUCACAGUAGCGCCAUAUUAAAUUUUUGACGUGAAGGAAAACAAAGCUGUGAGGGAUAGACUUACGGUCUCUUAACUGACUUGCACUGUGUAAAGUAGAGGUUGGCUGAUAGUGGAUUUUGCCAAUAGCAAUAACUAAGGUGGUGGCUGAUAACCUAUUAAUUGGUUUAUAGUUUUUAAAAAUCAAUACAUAGAAUGAUAAAAAUUUCCUAGUCUUUCCUUUCUAUGAUAGGCACAUACAUUAGCCGCUUUUCAACUAUCGCCAGCCGGGUCAACAUUCCAGCCGAGCCCAAUAGCUUCAGACCUUGAGCCAUGAGACUAAAAUCGAUGUGUUCCUACCGUUGGGCCAAUAGCCCUGCAGCGUUGCACGAAAACCUGCCCUUAACAUGCUGCCCUGGUGCCAACGUCACACAUCCCGCCCAUUUCACAAGCAAUAGGGAAGCUCAGUCUUAGGUAACACGUUAUCUAGUUAUCUACCUAGAAUAUCGAGUUCAUAUUUGUUUGUAAACAUUAGCUAGCUAGCAAGAUAAGUUAGCGCUGACAACACACCGUUGACUGUAACUGCUAUGGUGUCCUGAGUAGUCUCUCCACUAACAGCACACUGUCCAUGAUCUCAAACUAUGGAAUGUUAUUUAUUUGGGCACUGCUUUGUCCAUUGUGCAUUUUAAAGGAUUUGUACUGCAUCCACAAUAUUUAAAUUAUUCCAGAAUCUGUAUCAGCUGGAUACACAAUCUGGCAAGUUUGGUGGAACUCCACCUUUGACAUUGACCCACACCUCUAUCCCCAGUUGGCCUUUUUUGGCCCAUGGGUAAUCAGCGGGCCAAAGGAGCCCCAAGGAGGCACGAUGAAGCCCCAAAAGUGACAGUGGGUAUGCAAUAGGCCCUGGCAUGCACUAGAAUGCUGGCAUUUGGCCUGAUAAUGGAAACGCGGCUACUGAGGCCACAGGAGUCCAACCAAAAUUCUAAAAGUUUUUUGUCUACUCAUAUAUCCUUGGAAGGAUAUAUUUUCAAUUGUUCAUCAGCGGAGCAGUCCAAAAACAAGAGCUAUUCUUAAAGUAUAAAACAUUUUUUAUAAUUCUUUGCAAAGUUCAAUUAUUUGAACUAUUUUGUUCUCAACAAUUUUAAUUUUAAUUAGUUUCAUGUGCUUUUACCAAGUCAAUCUGUUCUUGCCCCUA
Molecule: messenger RNA, 4070 nt
Organism: Xyrauchen texanus (razorback sucker)
Lineage: Eukaryota; Metazoa; Chordata; Actinopteri; Cypriniformes; Catostomidae
Product: taste receptor type 1 member 3
Exons: 9
Coding region: 70-2610 (846 amino acids)
Biological process (GO): G protein-coupled receptor signaling pathway; sensory perception of umami taste; sensory perception of sweet taste
Cellular component (GO): membrane
Molecular function (GO): G protein-coupled receptor activity
Source: RefSeq, a predicted model, not a curated record